Messenger RNA from Bactrocera oleae (olive fruit fly), 7491 nucleotides. NCBI's taxonomy places the organism in Eukaryota, Metazoa, Arthropoda, Insecta, Diptera, Tephritidae. The record is from RefSeq and is a predicted model, not a curated record.
UUUUUAUCCGUGUAAAAACGUUAGCUGCACCGGAACUCGAUGCGUCGUUACCCCGUUUAUCGUCUUUAUGCAUUUCCCCCUUAGUAAUUUGGAGCGGCUUAAUGUUUUAAUGCAGUUAAAUUUUAAUUUUGUUGUAGAUUUUGGUACAACUUUAUUUAAAUAACAGUCUCGCACAAGUACGAAGUGAAAACAAUUAUGGUUAAAUAGUUUAUGUUAAUCCGUUUAGUGUCACCGGUUGGACAUUUUUACAUAUGUACAUUUAAAUAAAUUUCUCUUGAUUUUUGGCUUAAAGUUGCUCCUAGUCACUUCUAAUUUCUUCAUAUAAUUCGCUGUAGAAAUAGAUGCAUAUCUUUUUUGUACAUAACGAAAAGCAAUGGAAAAUUGCUACAUAAAAAAAUUCUCCAACAAAUAUUUUAUAUCCUUCAUAUAGUUGCGAUUUUGCUGUACAACUAAUAUAAAAUUCCGUUACAUGUAUCAUUCUCUAAAUGGUGCAACCCGCAGCUCAUCCUAUUUAGACAUUUUUCAGUAAAGUAUGGUUAGUCUUAAAUGCACAGGCAAUUCGAAUUUUACAUCCACAGCUGUGACAGUCAUUGUGUUGACUUCUGCCCAACAACCAUCAUUUCAUGUAGUAUCAGUUUUUGGGCUAUGCUCGUCUUCGUUCUAUUAGAAGCAUACAUUCUCUCAGCGUACUAUUUUUGGACACAACUGCUGGUCGUACCGUAUUAUGGAAGAAAAAUGUCCCAAAUCUAUUGAUUCGAAUAAAUUUGGCAUUGCUACAACCACCGUUGUUGCUGCCGCUAAAAAUAAAAAGGAACAAUCGGAUUCAUUAUCGCUGAAUCAACAACCUUCAACUUCGUUCAAUUUGAAUACGGCCUCAAUGUCGCUGUUGCAAGGUGAAUUCGUUGACUCACGACAUGAUUUUGCAGAAGUUUUGGACGACGAAACUACGACUUCCGGUGUAUUGGAAACAUUUGAAAUAAGUUCGUCCAACUCCCUUCCGCCAAGCAGUUCAGAUGGACACAGAGAGGUUGUGGUGGACGACAGCUCUUCUACCGAUACAAUUAAAUUGGUGGGUGUGUCGGACGACACAACAUGCACCAAUAAGAAAUUUUUCGAUGUCUCUGAAGUUUUUGUAAUAAAUGAUGAUGAUGAUGAUGAUGACGAUGAUGAAGGUAUUGAGCCGGAAAGUGAAGUAGCGGAAGUGGAAGAUGUAUCUUCAGCGCCUGCAAUUGAAAAUGUUGUGAAUCAAUAUUGUUUGGAAGAUAAUUCCAAUCAGCAUGAACACAAUCGUUUUUCGACAAAUAGUACUAAUAGUCAAUUGAGCAAUGAAAUGGGCAGUGUUAUUGUGACGAACGGACACGGUGCGACAAUAUAUCUUGAAACACCAGUGGUUGAGGAACAAAAUCAACAUCAUGCUCAGCUAAAUAAUAUUGGUGGUGAUCAAAAAAGCGAGUUUGGUGAGAAGACAGGAAAACCCAAACGUCUGAGCGAUGAAUUUAUGCAAACAGAUGAGGCAGAACCAUUUGGCAAAAUCGAUGAAAAAAAUACUCGAAAUACAAACGGCGAAACUAAAUCUAGCGUAAUAACAGCACUUUUAGGGCUUGAUGGCAAUGAAAUACUUCCUGAUCGCAUGUCUUUUCGACUGAAAAAAAUGAACAUAAGCAACACGACUAGUGAAAAGCUACGCGAACGUCCUUCCAGUUCAAAAAGCAACGUAAAUAAUAUUGUAGUAUUACCAAGGCCACAUAUUGCUGAUAUCGAAACGAUUGAUGCGAUAGAACGCACCGAUUUCGAGGAAGAACAACGAUUGACAGGUGGUAUUAUUUUGAAAAACAGCACAGUCGCAAAGAAAAACAUGCUUAAUUUAAGGCUGAUAAAAUCGUCAUGUAUGCAAAAAGACUCAGGAGGCCAACAGGAUCAGUUGGAGUUGGGAGAUGAUUGUCCCAGCAGCAGCAGCAAUAUAAAUAAUAGUAGUCACAGCGGUGUUGGUCGUGCCGUUUCAUCUGACAGCAAGUGCGCUUACAAAGAUCCAACGUCAACGCCAACGAGUAGUCGCCCUCACACCAGUCGUUUAACCAAAUCUACUGCCAAACUUAAUUUGUGCUCUUCUCUAAGUCAUCCCCUACAUCGGCAAGCACAAUCAUUUCAGGAUCGAACCAAAGGUGCCAACAUUUCCAAAACACAGCUAAAAUCAACACAAACUGGCAAUAAAAACAGUCUGACAUCGUUAACUUCAUCUUCCCAUACAUUUACGAAUUCCGUUUCGUCGGCAUCUACAUCUGCCUCUUCGUCCUCCUCAACGGCAUCAUCUUCUUCAUCUACAUUAUAUUCGUCUACAUCAUCUUCAGUAAUUGUAGAGGCACCUACUGCCACAUCGACAUCAUCCUCAUCAUUGCCAGGCGCCGCGGCUUGCACAGUUGGCGGCGGAGGAGCGGAAAUAUACUCAAACUCUAAUUCGAAUGACAGUCUUAUGAGUAGUACAUCAACAACUAUCAAUUGUGGACAGCGACAGCAACAACAGCAGCAGCCGCAACAGCAACAACAGCAACAACAACAAUUGCUACCAUAUAUAUUAGUUGAUAAGUCCGAUGUAGGAGGCUGUAGCCGCACCAGUUCGAUGCAUGCCGCCGUGGCAGUAGCUGCAGAUAAUGCUGCGCUCGCUGCUGCUUCCACAGAAGCCGAAGUCAUUCCUGUUUUCGAUGACGCUCAACCUUCAACUUCGUCUGCUCGCUGUCAUUAUGCUCCGUCCAUGAAGAAUUUGCGUCAGGUACACGCUAGCGCUCAAACGAAUGAACGUUACCUUAGACGUUCUGUUGGCUCACAGGAUUCUGGAAAUGUCAAUGGCCUUCCAACUAGUGCAAGAUUUCGUCGUCGCGCCGAAUUUGCAGCUCAGCUAACCAAUCCUCCUGACGAUAUGUCUCUUGAAGCUUUCAAGGCGUUAGCGCAUGCUGCUGCUCAAGCAGUUAUUUCUGACUAUAAUGAAGAAGCUUCAUGGGCCGAUUGUGACGAGAACACGUCCGAUGAGGAAAUAUGCACUUGCAAUCAUAGUAGCAGUAGCAGCGCAAGCAAUAGCAGUCACGGCGGUAGCAAUACCAGCUUAAACGAGACGGACAUUGAUGGAGCUGACAUUUCUUCGACAGCUGCUGGUGCCGAUGUCAGUGCCAACUGCACAGCCAAAGAUGGUGAUCUGUCAAAUUAUAUACAAAUGGUUUCGAUAUCAGAGGAGGUGGGUGGCAAUGGCGGCGCAAACAACACCCCGGAAAAUGCAUCCACCUGUGCACACAUUAACGCUCAACAGCGUAAGCGAAAAUACGAUAGCCGUUUGCCGGAUGCGAAUGCCAGCGCAGUAAUAUCCAGCAGCGGUAAUACUGCCAACAUUGACGAUCUUAAUGGCAGAAAGCGUAUAGCUUAUGAUUUUGCAUUAACGCCGCGCCACUGUAGUGCUUUAGUAGCUAAACCCUCCACAACUUCAACACAACUGGUACCGCUGUCAGCCAUCAACAACUCGCCAGUUGGUCGUCGAACACCGCGUUCCAUCAUACCUACACGUGAGAAUCCACCUCCUGAAUUACAGCAUUGGCUGACACAAUUUCAACGUUGGACACAUGUUGAGCGACUGAUGGCCAUCGAUCGUCUGAUUGAGUAUUGCGAGCCAACACAAGUGCGUCACAUGAUGAAGGUGAUUGAACCUCAAUUUCAACGCGAUUUUAUUUCACUGCUGCCGCGUGAGCUAGCAUUACAAGUGCUCACUUAUUUGGAUCCAAAAGAUUUGCUGCGUGCCGCGCAGACUUGUCGCAGUUGGCGCUUUUUAUGUGACGACAAUUUGUUGUGGAAAGAGAAAUGUCGCAAGGCGCAAAUACUCACGGAGCCACGUACGGAUCGGCCGAAACGCGGACGCGCAGGCAAUAUGCCACCAAUUGCCUCACCAUGGAAAGCUGCAUAUAUGCGCCAGCAUAUAAUCGAAAUGAAUUGGCGUUCACGACCAAUACGCGAACCGAAAGUUCUGAAAGGGCACGACGAUCAUGUCAUCACUUGUCUACAAUUUUCGGGCAAUCGCAUAGUGUCCGGCUCAGAUGACAAUACAUUGAAGGUUUGGUCGGCUGUGACUGGCAGGUGUUUGCGCACGCUGGUCGGUCACACUGGGGGCGUCUGGUCCUCACAGAUGUCGGGCAAUAUAAUAAUCUCAGGUAGUACCGAUCGUACGCUGAAAGUGUGGGACAUGGAUUCCGGUCAAUGCUUACACACAUUGCAGGGGCAUACCUCCACAGUGCGAUGUAUGCAUUUACACGGUAAUAAGGUCGUCAGUGGUUCGCGCGAUGCGACUUUACGUGUUUGGGAUAUUGUGCAAGGUAUAUGUUUGCAUGUUUUGGUGGGUCAUUUGGCGGCGGUGCGUUGUGUGCAAUAUGAUGGCAAAUUGAUUGUGUCGGGAGCUUACGAUUACAUGGUGAAGAUUUGGCAUCCCGAACGGCAGGAAUGUCUACACACCCUCUCUGGGCACUCAAAUCGUGUUUAUUCCUUGCAGUUCGACGGAAUACAUGUGGUAUCCGGUUCGCUAGAUACCUCUAUACGUGUUUGGGACGUUGAGACUGGUAAUUUGAAGCACAUACUCAUGGGUCAUCAAAGUCUGACAUCCGGCAUGGAAUUGCGACAGAAUAUUUUAGUAUCUGGCAAUGCGGAUUCCACGGUAAAAGUAUGGGAUAUCACAACAGGCCAAUGCUUGCAAACUUUGUCAGGUCCCAAUAAACAUCAAUCGGCUGUAACGUGCUUGCAAUUCAAUUCACGUUUUGUGGUAACGAGCUCUGAUGAUGGCACCGUGAAACUGUGGGAUGUGAAAACUGGCGAUUUCAUACGUAAUUUGGUCGCAUUAGAUUCGGGCGGCUCCGGUGGCGUUGUCUGGCGCAUAAGAGCGAACGACACGAAAUUAAUAUGCGCAGUUGGUUCGCGUAACGGUACGGAAGAAACCAAACUAAUGGUUUUGGACUUUGAUGUAGAAGGAGCUUGUGUGAAAUGUUCAUAGAAAAUGUGACAACAGAUUUGCUGCAAAUAAAUACUACAUCUAAUUAAAAAUACUACACCUAAGGAGCAGUAAUUCACAAUUGCAGCAUGUGUAAACAAAAACAAAAGCAAAACACGAGUCAUAUGUACGAGUAUGUAUGUAUACGGAUUUCGUUGAAAUUGUCCAAAGCGCUGAAAUUUUGUAAUGUCAUGCACACGAGCGUCCUACAACUUACUACUGGAAUUUAACGUCGUAAGUUUAGUACGAAAAUAAUGGUUUACCCUGAUGUCAUGUUAAAGAAAUGGCGACAACAAAAAUUGAGUGUACAGAUAUAAUCCAGAUGCUUUUGAAACUAGGAGCGAAAUUAUCUGCUGCAAUUCACAUAUGAUAAUUGGUAAUAAUGAGAAGGGCGGUACCCAAUCGGAGGAUGUGCAUACAAACUUGGCUCUAAAUAUUAAGCAUAACUUGUUUAAAUUUUUUAAGAUUAACAUUAAUUUAGUAGAGAACUUAAAAUUCAUUUAUUAUGCAGUAAUGCAAAUUCAGUGUCUAUAUCUUCCAGUUGGGUAUAGCUUAAGUCGCUAAAAUUGUGUCUAGCUCGAAGAAAUAUGGCAGUUAUACAUAUGUAUACCGUUGCAAACGCAUGUAAAAAAGGAGCAAAACGCUGUACCAUUAUAAUCGCGUGUAGAACAAAAAGGGAGCAAAAAGAUGUAGAGUUUAGAAAAUUUAAUUUUGGUAAUUCGUUUUACAUAUUCGCACAUACAACAACAAGAAGAAAUUCAAAAACAUUUAUACACAUAUAUUUUGUGUUAGUAGUACAACUAAUUUGUAUUUGUAAUGUUUACAUAUUUCAAUUAAUUUAAGUUAUCGAGUUUGAAUUUAACACAUUUUAAACGAAUUCGUCUGUUGAAAAUCGUGGAUAAAUCGUAACAAUAUAGAUCAUAUUAAUAAUGAGAGCUUUAUAAUCUUAUCAUGUACGAGUAUGCGUAGCGAUUUGGUUUGCGAUUAUAAACAUACCUACCCACUUACUUAUAUUGUAAAAUAAUGUCAAUUGGAGUUGUUGUACUAUUUACAUGUUUCAUACUUCAACACUCAGUUACAUACAUAUAUAUUUCUAUAUGCAGAUUUUGUGCAUUAUCGUUUCACUUGUGUUUUUAUUAUUUUUCUCUUUUCCCCUUACUAUUGUACUGUUAAACCUUUUUAUGUUGUUGGCAAAGCUUAAAAGCACUAGCAGUUUGCGAACAACAAGUAUUUCAAGCAUACUCAUGCGUAUUGAAGUAAUUGUAAACGAUUUUAUUUAGAAACUUUCAAUUGAAAAUUAUGUUCUUCCACAGAAACCACCUUAUCGCACAGUUUUUCGUUGUGGGUUUGGUGGUGCGUAAUUUGUUACAAAAAAAAAUUAGUAAAUUUCUGUUUUGCUUUUUUUUUUAAACAACUCAAGUUUUAAGAGUCAUCACGUUAAUAGUUUUGUUUAAAUUGUGUUAUCAAACCAAACAUUCACAUACAGUUGUUAGGUAGUAUUUUUUUUUUUUUCCAAUUAUUAUUAUUAAAAUAAUUUGUAUUUUCACGAUUUGUUAGCUUCGUUCAUAGCAUUCAGAGCAAACGCGCAAUUGUUAUAGUCCGUUUAAGAAACAAACACAACACCUUAUUAAGGCAACGCUGUCAGCAUCUUUAGUUGAUUAAUUUCAAAUAUGGCUUGUUACAUUUUAAAAUAAGUAUAUUUGCCACGAAUAUUGCCAUGCAUAUGAAUUUUCACACAAAUUUUCUGCAAAGAAAAUCCGAAAGCAUAUUUACAUAUAUAGAGCAAACUAAAUGCUAAACAAAUUGAACAAAAAAAUGCAAACCUAUCGCAGCUAGUAAUCGAAGAAUCGAAGAAGAUACAACCGUACACACGAGCAUAAGUUUGAAUGUAUAAGAUUUGUGAAUUUGUGUAGCAACGCACACAUGCAUAGGCAACGCCUCACAAUGCAUGAUAGCUAGAGUAUAUACAUACUACAUAUAUAUAUAAAUGACUAUUAAGCCUUUGAAAUUUGUUUUGAUAAGUAUAAGCAAAACCUUCGAGUUUUGGGUUUUUAAUGAAAUUAUUAUCUUAUUUUAUAUUCGUUUAUUAUAAGUCACGUGGAAUGACAUGUGCAAGCUCGUUCGCUCGUAGCCCAUUCAUGUUUAUCUGUCUGUCUGUAACUGUCUGUGUGUGUGUGUGUGUGUAUGCGUGUGUGCGUGCGUAUAGAAUACAUAUAUUAAGUGAAGCAUAAAAGAGAAGCAAACAAUUGAAUAUUAAAUUUUAAUUAUAGACUGAUUUAUUAGUAACUAAUCUAUAUUUUAAUAACAUUACUGUAUCAGUUUAAGUAUAACAAAAAGCAUAAGAAAACAAAACAAAACAAAAACGAUGCGAAAAGAAUGAAAAACAAAUAAUGCAUUAAAAGUUCAGGUCAAAAAUUUUGCCGUCGCAUAAAAACAACAGCAGCAGCAACAAGCGAAGCGAAAUAAAAAAAAAAAAA